UGUACUAUUUAACCAAGGUUCUUUGCAAUAGACUUGUUACACUUAAUUCGGAUUUUGAGCUUAGUAUCCCUUCUUGUUUGAGCAUGCCUUUUUUAUUAGCUUUGCAUAUCAUUAACUGUGGACUUAUUUUUCUCGUACAAGGUCAAAAUUUAUAUUUAUCAACUAAAUUUAUGUAUGGAAAUGUAAUUUUUGCGUGGACCACCUCAAACUAUUCCUUCUACGACGUUCAACUGACCAGGGACACAACAAAGGAUCCAUGGACCCGUGUGUCUGAUACACAGUACACUGUGAGGGAUGCAUUAUUGUAUGACUCUAUUACUAUCAACGUGAGAACACCUGGAUCAGUUGUUGACAACAAAGAGACGUACAAUGUCGUGAAAAUCAAAACCAAGGUAGGAGACACGGUGAAUCUAUCAUGGACAGCGCUGUUCUUUCCAACAGCCGGACAAUAUAAUGUCUUCCACACGUAUAAAGAAAACAGAACUAUAUUCAGUGUUAGAAGCAGUGGUGUAAGAUAUGGAGGAAAUAAUCAGUCGACAAAGUACACAUACCUCACCAGACCGUUUACUUCCACUAACAUCAUGUUUGAGAUAAGAGACAUAACUCUGGAUGACGCUGGAUAUUACAAUGGUGGAUCGUGGGCUGGAGCUGCAUGGUCAGGUGGAGGUGUCGUACUGAUUGUACACAACAAACCUUCGAGGCCUAGAAUCACAGGAGACCUUGACGUUGAGGUCAAUAAUACCAUACCACUGACGUGUUCCAGUCAAUCAACCUUAGCCCCAGACUACUACUCCAGGCUCGUCACCUUGUCUUACACCUGGUUUGUCAACGAAACUAAAAUAGAUAGAGAAACCAGAGAGAACUUGAGAUUAUAUGUAACAAGAAAUCUUAAGUACAACCAAUACUCGUGUACAGCGACAGAAACAGACAUUGAGUCAGAUAGGAGUGAUACAGUACAUAUCAACCCACUGUACGGACCUGACAGAAUAAAAAUCACUCCAGAACCUGUAUUGAACGUCAAUGGCAACCUAACGGUGAGGGAAGGGGAGACUAUUGGUCCCUUUGUUUGUACAGCGGAUUGCAAUCCACCGUGUAAUAUAUCGUGGAAAGUAAAAGACCCCGAUGGAUUCAGUGAUGCUCUUUCAGAGAUGAGGACGUUAAUGCAACAGGCAGUGCAGAGAAAUAUGCAGUUAUUCCGAUGCAUAGCACACUGGAAAGAUAAGAUGUUUCAAAAAAGUAUUCAACUUGAUGUUCAAUAUCUAGACAUUUCUACUAUAUAUAUCAAUGACGUAUCGAGUUCUAAUGUUGAAGUCAGUGAAAACGCGACAUUGAGAAUAUCGUGUCACGUGGAUGGAAACCCAACCCCAACACUACGUCUCAGUAGGGUUCAGGCAGACACUGAACUCGAUGAGAGACAGGGGGCGUGGCUGAACUACACCAUAGACACGGCUCAGUGUACCGACACAGACACGUAUAGAUGUAGAGGGACAUCCACAGGAUUCAAUAACAGAGAAAAAGUGUUUAGCAUUAACGUUCCUUGUAACACCAGCUUUGAUAGCAGAGGUAAUUUCAAAUCCACAUAUGGGUCAAAGAGUGGACUUGACACCACAGUAAAUGUUGCUGUUCCAAUCAUUGCGAACCCCCAUCCACAGGCAUCUGACUUCACAUGGAUCGGCCCUCUACAUGAACCAGUGUCUGCUAGGAUAACUAUUUGCAUAGGAGAUGUGGCAUACAGACACACAAUUAGAAGCUCUUUACCUGUCAAAGAUCGGAUUUUUUUUGGAAGCUACACACUGUCGUACAAAGGGGAAAUAAUCACUGAAAUAACAAUAAACCCGGAAGAUGAUGAGACAUCGAGACCAUAUAUCGUUGCAAUCGCUCUGCUUUCUUUUCUCCUGGGUUUGACCUGGCUAAUCGUGGCAUUGGUUGUAAUAUAUAAAAGACGAUAUCACUCUGUUCAUCAGAACAGUAAACAUGGCGAUGAAAGCAUCCAACCUGAAGAAGCUUUGAAUAUGACACAGCAAUACGAUGAUGUACACGAUAUGGUUGCAGACCAACUUGAAGCGCAGAAUAUGAGCCAAGAUUACGAUGAUGUACAGGCUACGGUUGCAGAAGGGAACUACACGAACGCAAAUGGAGACAACACAGUAGUAGAGGACAGUUACACAGAACUAGGUCGACGUGACCCAGAAACUCCGUAUGAAGAGUUAAAAGCAUAAAUAGUGAUACUGAUAAAGGUUAAGGAAAUCUAAAGAACGUUACAUGUAAAAGACGCUGACCUGAAAAAAAAAACAAACCAUGUUUUCAAUUUGUUUAAUAGAGUAAUAUACAAACUGUCUUGAUAAUUGAUAAGAUCAGUUCUGUAUAUAAUGCUUUUUUCUCAAAAAUAUCAAAUGCCAAACCCUGGGUCCCCUUUUUCAACUGGAUUAUUCCUUAGUCAUAUUUUGUAACUGUUCUCUAGAUAAUUGCAUGCAUUAGUUUUACUUAUUUCUUUAUUAUUACGUGUACUACACUCGUCCCUUUUUGUUUUUAUUUUUAAGCUUUGUUGGAAAAAAAGUUUUAUCUAUACAAUGAUGUAAUCUACUAAUGUUUUUUUUUAGAUAAAGCUUUUUUACCACAAAGUAAAGCAAACACUAUGUAAUCUUUAUAAUAAUGAAAUCAAAAUAAGAGACUAUGACAUCAAUUCACAACAAUUAGCCAGUAGUGUGUUAGUUUAAAUAAGUUUGUAUAGAUAAGCUUACAAAGUUAAAUCAGUGCAUGAUAUAUGAUUUUCUCGUCCACCGGCUUCAAAGCUAGUCCUGUCAAUAUAAAUUUCAAAAUUUUUUCGAGCCUCAAAAAUUAUGUGUAUGAAUAGGUGCAUAUAACAUAUUUUCAUAUUGAUAGAUUUACAAACCAAGUAUUCCGAUCAUAUGAUAAAGUUUCCUAAAUUAAAACACCGCAAGCAAGUCAUUGUGUUUUACAGAUGUAGACGCUACAAGGCUUAGUCAGUAAAUGAAGAUUUAGUUAUUUACCUCUUGAUAUCAGUUGUUUCUUGUACAUUAAAUUUUAUCAUUGCAUGUUUAGAUUGUUUUUAGAACAAUUUUUACAAUAAAACGUGAAUGUAUUACGAGACAUAUAUCGUAAUGCAGAAGUAAACGUCAUAUAAAUAUCACAAUUUUAUGUUUUAUUUUGCUUACAUGAUAAACUGUUCGUAGAUAAUUAAAACAAUUACUAUAGAGGAAAUUUUCUUUAAGCAUGCGCAGUGAUAUGAUGCAGGCCUGAAUGUUUAUGAUUUUUUAUAUAUAGAAGAGGUACGCAUCUUUUUUUUUUAAGAUAACAGUUGAAAUUUUCUUGAAUUACCAUUAAUUUACUGUUUGUCCUUCUUGCUGAUUAAUUAUAUUUCUUUGG
This is a messenger RNA of Magallana angulata, 3387 nucleotides long. RefSeq lists its product as uncharacterized. NCBI's taxonomy places the organism in Eukaryota, Metazoa, Mollusca, Bivalvia, Ostreida, Ostreidae. The record is from RefSeq and is a predicted model, not a curated record. Bases 84 to 2219 code for a protein of 711 amino acids. The transcript has 8 exons.